Messenger RNA from Oldenlandia corymbosa var. corymbosa, 1983 nucleotides. Lineage: Eukaryota; Viridiplantae; Streptophyta; Magnoliopsida; Gentianales; Rubiaceae. The record is from the annotation of a GenBank genome assembly.
AAAUUAUUAUAUGUGAUAUGAUAUAAAAAUGUCUCUAGAUCGACUAAUUGAAGGUUUUAAAGUUUUUCUAGGUUCGUGACAAAUGUAGUGCAUUUUUUUUGACAAAAGAAAUGAUAUUACCUUCGUCCCAACAAAUAUUCUUUCUAUCCUUAAAUUAUAGAACGGCGUCAAAGUAUCACCUUCAAGGCUUAAACUCAUACAAAAAUACCUUCCCACAUAUAAUUUCCUGAUUGUCAGCUCUAAGCAGCACUGAGCCCCAACUAAUUCCCAUUUCUCAUUCCAAAAUCUAUUUUCAUUCACAAAGUGAUAAGAGGGCCAAUGGGCUCAUCUGUUUUUAUGAUUGACCAGAUCCUUAAGUACGACUCUGAUUAAUGAAACUCUGGUUAGCAGGUUUAUUAAAGAAACUUCUGAGUUGGCGCUUCUUGAAGUUUGAACACAAGCUGUUCGAUGGUAUUCUUAAGAGAGACGAAUAAGGAAAACAUUCACCUUCUGCCCAUCUGAAUCCAUUACAACCUUGUUGCCUCUGGGAUUUUUUUCUCGCUGAUGUUGACAUUUAGAAGGGUCGCCACCUUAAGCUUAUCAAAUUUCCAUCAUGCGAUGCGUAGUGGAUUUUCUUCUAGAGCUUCGUGGACAAAAGAAGAUGAUCCAGAGCAUUUACCAUCGUUUGGUAGUCAAAAGGGAGACUCUUUUGGUAAUUACAGUGACAGGCUUCAGCUUUCGCCCUUGUUCAAAGAGGAUAGUGGACAUGACCUGAAGGAUUUGAAGAUUGAGUUAGUAGACAAUGAUUCAUGGCAAUUUUCUUCUGGUUUAGCUGAGGCUUGGAAAGUUAGUAACACAGAGGUGGAUUUGAGAAGGAAGGCUUUGAAUUGUGAAGAUAAGGGGGAAGGGUACGGUGACAUUGAGGCGGCUAGUUAUGCGCCUCCUGAUAAUGAGACUCCUGAUUUUGACGAGAUUGAGGAUAUGAGGAUUCGGGGUAUUUUGUACUAUAAGCUUGAUAAGGAUUCCAGGGAGUACGAAGAGUGUAAAUUUGAUUUCCAUAGGAAAAAAUCGUCAAAAAACAAGAGUGAUCAGAAGGAAAACUCAAAGAAGAAUGAAAUGAAGAGCCACGGUGUGGCUACUGGAGCUGGGAAAGAGAUGAAGACGAAAGAUGAAUCAAGAGUAAGCAGGCAACAGAAGCUGAAUUCUAACUAUGGCCUCUUGGAGGAAAGAUUUCAUGAGGUUGAUAAUAAUCACAAUUAUUCAAUUCCAGGUUUUCAUGAAAUGGAAGGUUUUACGUUGAAAAAGGUGAGGACUCAUACGUUUAAUCAGCUCACUGCCCCAUAUCAUGAACCAUUUUGCUUGGAUUUAUAUGUGUCAAAAGGUUCUGUGCGUGCCAGCAUUAUUCAUAGAGCCACUAGCAAGGUUGUUGCUGUUGCACAUUCUAUUUCUAAGGACAUGAAGUUUGAUUUAGGUUCGACUAAGAGUAGGAGUACUUGUGUUGCUGUUGGGGAAGUGCUGGCUCAAAGGGCUUUGGAAGAUGAUAUUCAUAAUGUGGUCUACACUCCUAGGAAAGGAGACAAAUUGGAAGGAAAGCUGCAGAUUGUUCUUCAGUCCAUUAUUGAUCAUGGUGUUGCUGUGAAAGUCAAACUUAAGCAAAGGAAAGUGAGGAAAGGCGGUUCCUUCCCACCUAAAUCAUAGUUAGAAUGAGACUGCAGACCUGCUUUAGUCAUUGGCAGUUGCUAGCUGCAUUGCAAGCAACUCUUCCUCAGGUAUAGUCCGAAUUUUGCAAUCUGAUCUAGGAUAAGCUGCACAGAGUAAAGCAAAUCCCCGCUCCACAACAUCAUCACUGAGCAUCCCUUCACUCUGAUCAACUUGUCCACUGAGGAGCUGAGCAGGGCAAGUCAUGCACACUCCAAGCUUACAGUCAUGAGGCACAGACAUUCCGGAGUCCAGUGCCUUGGAUAGAAUUGUCUCAUCAGGUUCAACCUCUAGCUCAGUUAUCUU